AUGGGUAAAAAAAUCCGGAGGCCGCGUGAGCCUGCUGUGGGGGAAUGCUGCGGCUCGGGCUGUACGAGAUGUGUUUAUGACGUCUACUAUGAUGCACUGAUGGCGUACGAGGAGAAUAAGCUUUCCAGUAGCGAGGAGGAAGAAGAAGAGUCAAACGACAGCAGCUUAGACGAGGAAGACGCACCCAAGGAUUACAUCGGGUCGGUUGUGAUCAAGUACCUCGACAAUCUGUCCCCCAAAGACGUCGCGAAGGCCGAGGAGCGGAUUCAUCAGGAGCUCGAACAUAAAUACACCGCACUGGAGUCUCUGGAGUUACUAAAAAGCAGCCAUCCAGGGGUCGAUCAGCCCUCCAUCCACGUCCUUUCCGUUCAGCCGGUAUCGCCGAUUCCCACCCCCCAUCCCGGCGACGUCGUCGAGGUCUUCGUCCCGAACGACCACCCCGCGCUGGACCACAGCGUCGAGCAUCUCUGCCGGCGGCUGCGGGUGGACCCCGACGCGGGCUGCCUCCUGCGCUGCUCCCCCUUCGUCCCGGAGGCCGAAUUCCCCCCUUGGCUGCCGCGGGACCGCCCCCUGACCGUCCGCCAGCUGCUUUCGAAUUAUGUGGAUAUCAGCAGCUCCAGCUACCUCCUUCGCCCGGCCUUCUUCCAGAGCCUGCUGCGGCUCCACCACAACUCGUCGGCCAAGGCGGGCGGGGGGGCCGAGGCCCUCGCCGAGGGGGUGGAAUUGCUCCGCCGAUGCGCCUCGGCGGCGGAUGCGGGGGCGGUCUUUCGCGCCAUCGCCAACGGCGGCCGGCCGCUUUGCUAUCCCUGCCUGGCGGAGGUCCUGGAGCUCUUCGCCUUUGUUCGGCUCCCGCUGGAGCGGAUGCUGGAGAUCACGGGGCCCCUGCAGCCGCGAAAAUUCAGCAUCGCGGGCCACCGGGCGCUCUCGCGGGAUCGGGCGAAAUCGCUGGAGCUUUGUCUCCGCCAGGUCGUGGCCUCCCGCGAGGGCCUGCCGAGCCCCGCCAUCCCCAACGAAACCGCCCUCCACUUCGCGAAUUUGCUCAACGACGUCGCGUUUCGCAGGGCGGACCGCCGGGAACUCCGCUCCUCGCACUUUUACGGCCAUACGACGAAUCCCCUCGUUUGGGAGGCCACCCGCGGCGCGGCCCGCCCCCUCGGCCGCGGGAUUUACCUCGGCACGUCGUUGUUCGGGACCUCCUCGUUCGGCCACGAGUUGAAAAAGGCCCUCCGGGGCCUUUCAUCGGGCGGGAUCGAAGCCCGGAUGACGCCGGUGAUUUUGUUGGCCGCCGGGACCGGCAUCGCGCCGUUGAUCGCCGGCGUUCGCGAGCUUUGGCGGGCCCGGGAGGAAACCGCGCGAGGGGGGAUCGCCGCCCCGCCCUAUUCAUGUAUGGUGAUGUACGGCAGCAAAACCAAGGCGGAGUUGGUCUACCACGAUACCCUUCUCGCCGCGCGGGAAGGUGGGGCGAUCAGUUCGUACGAUUAUGCCCUCUCCCGCCAGGCAGAUGACGGAAAGGCGGGAGAACGGAUAACGGAUCUUCUCGAAAGGAAUGCGGCAUACCUCCGAGACGCGCUGCUCAACCUUCAGGGGAAGCUUUUUUGUUGUGGUCCGGCGAAGGCUAUGGAAGCGGUUCGAAGUCUUUUGGAGAAAAAGAUAUUCGCCGACCCGGACGACGAUGAAAGCAUGCAGCAGCAUCGCAUUCACUUUUUAGCCGAAAAGAAACAGAUCCUGUUUGAUGUUUGGACCUCGAUCGGCUUUUUAGGCUAA
Messenger RNA from Phytomonas sp. Hart1, 1764 nucleotides. The record is from the annotation of a GenBank genome assembly. NCBI's taxonomy places the organism in Eukaryota, Euglenozoa, Kinetoplastea, Trypanosomatida, Trypanosomatidae.